AUGCAUUUUAAUAGGGCUGGCGCCUUAGUUGCGUUGCUCUGCGUGGCGAUUUAUUGGUUUCUAGGUGGAAGAUCAUCGAUUGCUCUCGCGGGUACCGUCUUUUGUGGGAUCGCUUACAAGGAAGCCAUUGACUCAGGGAAGAAUUCCUCCUCUGAAGCUAAUAGCUCGGAAGCUGCGGCACCUAAGAAGAAGAAAGGAUGUUGCGGAGGAAAAGGUGGGAAGAAUUGCUGUUCAUCCAAAGGCGGUGAGAAAAAAUCAGGCUGUUGUUGCAGCAGUAAAAAGAUAGAAUCGAAGGAUAAACAGGACUUUAUGAUGAUUCCCGGAUCGGAAGCUUCGAAAGAGGUGAACUUUCCGGAUGAGAUUGAUUUCACCAAUGCUUUCAAACCGUCAGGCAAGAAUAAUGGCGCCAGUGCGAAGCCUCGCAAAAUUAUCUCCAAGCCGAAAUUAAUUUCCAAGCCCAAAAAUGAGGAUGGUCUGGUCAAGAGCGCCAUGACUAUAUCUAAAGACGCUCUACUAUCAUCUCAGAUCUAUAUCUUUUACAGUUCAUUGCAAGGUGCGGCCCAACGAGCAGCUUCGACAGUACAUGAGACUCUCUCUAAGAUAGAGGGUUUGGACCUUGAACCGAUUUUACUUAACUUGGAUGAACUAGAUGACAUCGAUGAAUACUUUGUGUCGGUACCCUCUGAAAACGCCCUCUAUUUCUUAGUUUUGCCUUCAUAUGACACAGAUUGCCCAUUGGAUUAUUUCCUGCAGACCCUGGAAGAGAACUUCAACGACUUCAGAAUUGAUAAAUUUCCUCUACGCAAGCUUGUCGGUUACGGUAUAUUAGGUAUCGGUGAUUCUGAAUCAUGGCCAGAAAAAUUCUGUUACCAGGCCAAAAUGGCGGAUCAUUGGAUAGCCCGUCUGGGUGGAAGAAGAGUUUUUCCGGUUGGAGAAGUUUGUAUGAAGCGUGGAGGUAUCUCAGACGUUCAAAACUGGGCAAAUCUGCUCUCUGAAACUUUGAAAGAUGAUGAACCCAUUCUCUAUGAGUACGAUGAGACAAUUGACGAAAAUCUCCAGGAUGGCGAUGAUCAAUUGGGAGAUUUAGAAGACAUCGGGAAAGAAUCGAACGGCGAUGAAUCCCAAAUCAAACAGAUGGUUGCUGAAAAUAGCCCGACUUACAGGAAACUUACAAAACAGGGUUAUGUUAUUGUUGGAUCACACUCUGGUGUGAAAAUAUGUAGAUGGACUAAGAGCGAUCUGAGAGGAACAGGUUCCUGCUACAAACACUCUUUAUUCAACAUCGUUUCUAGUAGAUGCAUGGAGCUUACACCAUCACUAGCGUGUUCAUCAAAAUGUGUCUUUUGCUGGAGACAUGGCACAAACCCUGUAUCAAAGAACUGGAGAUGGGAGGUUGAUCCACCGGAAUACAUCUUAGAGAACGCUCUGAAGGGCCACUAUUCUAAGAUCAAACAGAUGAGAGGAGUUCCAGGAGUCGUUAUGGAGCGAUUCGCUAAAGCGUUCCAGGUCCGCCAUUGUGCUCUUUCCCUUGUGGGCGAGCCAAUCAUGUACCCUUACAUCAAUAGGUUUGUGGAACUGCUGCAUGAAAAGGGAAUUUCAAGUUUCCUGGUCUGCAAUGCUCAACACCCCGACGCGUUAGAGAGUAUCGGUAAAGUGACUCAACUGUAUGUCUCCAUUGAUGCUUCGACGAAGCAAGAAUUGAAGAGAGUAGACAGGCCACUAUACAAAGACUUCUGGGAGAGAAUGCUCUCAUGCCUAGAUAUUCUGAGAACUAAACAAUCACACCAGAGAACCGUUUUCAGAUUGACGCUGGUCAAAGGUUUCAACAUGGCAGAUAUAUCCUCAUAUGCCGACCUCGUUCAGCGUGGUCUACCCAGCUUCAUCGAAGUGAAAGGUGCUACAUUUGCGGGCUCGUCGGAUGGUAAUGGGAAUCCUCUAACAAUGCAAAACAUACCAUUUUAUGAGGAGUGUACGAACUUCGUCAAACAAUUUGCAGCUGAACUGCAGAGACGGAACCUCGGUUAUGAUAUUGCGGCGGAGCAUGCUCAUUCCAAUUGUAUACUAAUAGCCAGCACAAAAUUCAAGAUAAACGAUGAAUGGUACACACAUAUUGACUUCGAUAAGUUCUUUGAACUACUAAGGAGCGGCGAAAAUUUCAAUCCUAUGGAUUAUAUUGCCAAGACCCCAGAGUGGGCUUUAUUUGGCAAUGGCGGUUUCGCACCUGGGGACACUCGGGUAUACAGAAAAGGUAAGAAGAAGUCCAAAAAUGUGCCAAAAGCGGAACCAACGACAUAG
Messenger RNA from Torulaspora globosa, 2295 nucleotides. RefSeq names its product putative tRNA 4-demethylwyosine synthase (gene TYW1). Lineage: Eukaryota; Fungi; Ascomycota; Saccharomycetes; Saccharomycetales; Saccharomycetaceae. Gene Ontology annotation, molecular function: catalytic activity; 4 iron, 4 sulfur cluster binding; FMN binding. Gene Ontology annotation, biological process: wybutosine biosynthetic process. The transcript has a single exon. The record is from RefSeq and is a predicted model, not a curated record. Bases 1 to 2295 code for a protein of 764 amino acids.